Molecule: messenger RNA, 1791 nt
Organism: Triticum dicoccoides
Lineage: Eukaryota; Viridiplantae; Streptophyta; Magnoliopsida; Poales; Poaceae
Product: BTB/POZ domain-containing protein At2g24240-like
Exons: 3
Coding region: 298-1446 (382 amino acids)
Biological process (GO): protein homooligomerization
Molecular function (GO): protein binding
Source: RefSeq, a predicted model, not a curated record
CGUCCAGCCACUCCAGACCCCCUUGACGUCCAGCAACUCCAGCGCCGCCUCUCUCCCCAUCGACCGGCGCCUCCCUCGUCUUCCAGAUCCGCCCCACCGCCUCGUCCUCCUGUUUCCCUCCCAGCCCAGCGCCUCCCAACCAACGUGCAUUGCUCAAGCAAUACACAGAAAAAGGUCUUACGAAAUCAGGAAGGUGUAGCCCAACGAAGGCCAAGUUUGAGAAGUGACAGUGCCGCAACACAACCCUCUCCAUUGACAGGUCCACUGCGCCCGGAAGUCUUAUACACACAGCCGGCCAUGUGCACACCACAAACAGCCUCCGGCCGCAUCCGGCUGAACGUCGGCGGUCAGGUGUUCGAGACGACGGCCGACACUCUCAGAGGCGCAGGCGAGGGAACCAUGCUCGCCGCCAUGUUGGAACCCUGCUGGAACGCCGGCGCCACCGGGGGCGUGCCCGAGUACUUCAUCGACCGCGACCCGGCCUGCUUUGCCUCGCUCCUCAACAUGCUCCGCACGGGCGAGCUGCAUGUCCCGGCCGGCGUCCCGGAGCGGAUGCUCUUCCAGGAGGCGUCCUACUACGGCCUCCUCGACCGUGCCCGCGCCACUCGCAUCGGUGAGCUCGACCUCAGCAGGACCCGGCUGGCGGCAUCCGUGCCGCCGGGGCGGGCGCCGGUGGACCGCCCGGCCGUCCGCGCAGCGCCAGACGGAGGGUGCUGCGUCACGCAUGGCCCCAUCGUGCGGGUCUACAACUGGAUGCUCGAGGAGCGUCAGCCACAAACAAACGUCUUUGCUAGCUGCAACAACUCGGGCAUAACUCCAGAAAUUGGCUACGGCAUCGGUGUUUGGGACUGCAUCACCGGCGAACAAACAAGCUAUUUCUUUGACCGGAAAUACGUCUACGCUCUGACCGACGCCAGCAAGCUUCAGUGGUUGGCAAGCACCAACGCUCUCAUGGCGGUCAAGGCAUGCUCACCGAAAGAUGCUUUUUCACCGUCUUCCAUCACUCUGGUGGAUUUCCGGGAUAUGAGUGUUGUGUGGUCAUGGUCCGUCGGCAGCCGGAGAUUGGAUGAAAAGCAUGUUGCCGAUGCCGUCGUGAUGGAGGACGAGAGGUCGGUCCGCUUGAUCAGCCAGAACCAUGAUCUCGGGUUCCUCGACAUCCGUUCUCGGGGGUCUUUCCAGCAGCCGUGGACAUAUCAGAGCAAGGCGACGACUCCGAUAUGCUAUCCGAAGCUCGCCGUGCAUGGUGGGCUGCUCUUAGCGUCCAAGGAUGACACCAUCUCGGUAUAUGGCGGCCCAAAUCAUGACCACCUGAGGCUGGCGCUGCGUGGGAGCCAAGGCGGUGGCGCCAUUGCCGACUUCUCGGUUGGGGGCGACCGUCUCUUCGCGGUGCAUCAUGAGGACAACGUGCUGGAUGUGUGGGAGACACUGCCACCUCCCAUCGCCUAAUAUUUAGGCUAUCGUCAUUGAUCUACAUUCGUACCAGUCUACCGGGGCUUGGAUAGUGAGCCGGCUUGAGAUCGUAAUAUAUAUUUGUGAUUUGGUGAUGAAUUGCUGGGUGGUUAGUUGUACGUCUGAGAAGAAGAUGAACUGAGGUAAGAUGAAGUGUUUAAUUUGAGUCGCACCUGCUUAAUUAGUUUUUUUUAGGGGUACCUGCUUAAUUAGAUUAACUGAGGUAAGAUGAAGGUAGACCUCACUUGCCAGCACUCCCCUAUAACUUAUGGGUUCUAGUCAGCACAUUGAGAAUUAAAUUAGGAUUUGAUCACCCGUGAGUGAUGCUAUUUUUGCUUCUAA